This is a messenger RNA of Entelurus aequoreus (snake pipefish), 1920 nucleotides long. RefSeq names its product zinc finger protein 771-like. The coding region runs from base 179 to 1441 and encodes 420 amino acids. Lineage: Eukaryota; Metazoa; Chordata; Actinopteri; Syngnathiformes; Syngnathidae. Gene Ontology annotation, molecular function: RNA polymerase II cis-regulatory region sequence-specific DNA binding; DNA-binding transcription factor activity. The transcript is spliced from 3 exons. The record is from RefSeq and is a predicted model, not a curated record. Gene Ontology annotation, biological process: regulation of transcription by RNA polymerase II.
GCGCUCGAUGCUGCGUCUACUUAUAAGAUGUCUAUGGUCACUGCAGCCAGACGACGGAGGACAAAUACUCGAAGUGUGAAAGAGUGAAAAAAACAUUUAAAUGUUUGAAAUAAUUGAUAGGGAAUCGACAAAUGUGUGUAGUGACGAAAUGAAAUAUAUCAAGUGACUUGAAAAAUCGAUGGCGUCGUACGAGGAGGAACUUUCUCGAACCAGCGAGGAAAAUGAGCGACGUCGACAACAACAGGCAGCUGUUAGCAAGACUCGAAAGGUGCUACACAUUGAAGACUACCAACAGCCCCCUCACAUUAAAGAAGAAAAUGAAGAACUCCGUACCAAUCUGGAGGUGAAGUGUCUCCAGGGACUGGAGGAGGCUGAUCUCAUUAAGUUGCCACCGACUGGUGUCUCUGUGAAGACUGACGACCACGAAGAGCAACCACCUGAGUCCUCACAGCUUCGCAUCAGUCCAAACAUCCAGCAGCUGUUUUGUCAUCAAGAACGUCCCCGGAAGCUGCAGGGGGGCAGGUCUAGUUUGGAGCAAGAGGAUCCACAACCCCCCCACUUUAAAGAGGAAGAGGAGGACCUCUGGAUCACGCAGGAGGGAAAGUAUAUUUUAGGGCCACAGGAGGCUGAUCUCACCAAGUUGCCACUGACCGUUGUCUCUGUGAAGAUUGAAGAUGAUGAAGAUGACGCACAAGCAGACCACCUCUUAGCUCCAAUGUCAGAUAGUGAAGACACAGCGUCACACUCUCCUGAAGAUGAAGACACCCAAGAACCUUUGAGCAGCGAUACAGGCUGUGAAGGUGAUAUAGGGACUCAAACUGACAAACGCUCUAAAAAGAAGACAGUUAAAAAACGUGUGAGCUGCUCCGUUUGUGAUAAAAGAUUUCCUUUUAAGAGGGAUUUGACUCCACACAUGCGGACGCACACGGGGGAAAAACCUUUUAGUUGUUCAGUUUGCGGUAAAGGAUUCUCUCGAAAGGGGAAUUUGGCUCGACACAUGCAGACGCACACCAGGGAAAAACCCUUUAUUUGCUCAGUUUGUGGUAAAAGCUUUUCUCAUAAGCACAAUUUGACUCAACACGUGUGGACACACACAGGCGAAAAAUCAUUUAGUUGUUCAGUUUGUGGUCAGAGGUUCUGUCAAAAGUCAAACAUGGUAAUACACAUGAGAACACACACGGGCGAAAAAUCCUUUGGUUGUUCAGUUUGUGGUCAAAGAUUCUCUCAAAAGUCAAAUAUGGAAAUACACAUGAGAACGCAUACUGGAGAAAAGCCUUUUGAUUGUUUAGUUUGUGGUAACAAAUUUACUCUGAAGAGUAAUUUGACUCGGCACAUGCAGAUACACACUCGAGAAAAACAUUUUAGCUGCUCAGUUUGUGCCAGAACCUUUUACUAUAAGCACAAUUUAACUCAACACAUGUGGACUCACACAGGCGAGUAAUUCUCUGGUUGUUCAGUUUUGUGUUUAAAGAUUCUCUCAAAUAUGGUAAUAAUACACACGAGAAGACAGUUGGGCGAAAAUGGUUUCAGUUUAUGACCAAAGUUAUUCUUGAGAAGACACGGCUAAAUAUGUUCCUUCCUGAUCAGUUUGGGCUAAAAGAUUGUCGAAUGAUAGAAACGUAAUGUCACAUGUGAGAAGUCACCUUGAAAGUGAGAUGUGCUGUGUGUAUGAUACCAGAUUCCCUCAUGAGUUCACAGUUGGUGUGCAGCUACAACUAUAUGCCAUCUAUAUUAAUUUAUACAAUUGUCAUUAUUGAUACAUUAAUGGUAAUGAAAUGUUUGUGUUGUGUAAAUGUUCUGUAUUACUGUAAAACAACAAAUAAAAUCUGGUUUAAUCAUCUGUUUAUGAUUGUAAUGAAUUAUAAUCUUACAAAUUGUUAUUAUGUCAAUUGCCUGUAAAUAUUAUCAUUCAUUUAAGUC